This is a messenger RNA of Jaculus jaculus (lesser Egyptian jerboa), 1935 nucleotides long. RefSeq names its product Src homology 2 domain containing F (gene Shf). The transcript has 7 exons. Lineage: Eukaryota; Metazoa; Chordata; Mammalia; Rodentia; Dipodidae. Bases 1 to 1470 code for a protein of 489 amino acids. The record is from RefSeq and is a predicted model, not a curated record. Gene Ontology annotation, molecular function: phosphotyrosine residue binding.
AUGCUGCUGAGCGGAGCUCCUCCGGCGGGCUCCGGGCCCGGGCCGCGGGCGCAGGGGGGCGCCGGGGGCGGCCCGGGGGGCGCCCGCCGCGGGGCUGGAGGCGCGGGGCCCGGGCCCGGAGGGGGCGGCAGCGGCGGCGUAGCGAGGUGGCUGCGGGAGCACCUGGGCUUCCGCGGGGGCGGCGGCGGAGGAGGAGGGGGCGCCAAGCCCGCCCCCCCGGAGCCCGACUACCGGCCCCCGGCGCCCUGCCCCGCCGCGCCCCCCGCGCCGCCUCCGGACAUCCUGGCCGCCUACAGGCUGCAGCGCGAUCGCGACUUCGAAGACCCUUACUCCGGGGGGUCAUCGGGCUCCGCCGCCCCGGCCACCCCCGCCGCCCCCGGCCCCACGCCGCCCCCGCGCCACGGCUCGCCCCCACACCGCCUCAUUCGGGUCGAGACCCCCGGGCCCCCUGCGCCCCCUGCGGAUGAGCGGAUCUCCGGACCCGCAGCCGGCAGCGACAGGCUGGCCAUCCUAGAAGACUAUGCAGACCCAUUUGAUGUUCAGGAAACAGACGAAGGCUCAGCAGGAACUUUUAGUGGCCCAGAGAAAGUCCCAGAAAAUGAUGGCUACAUGGAGCCCUAUGAGGCCCAGAAGAUGAUGGCUGAGAUCCGCGGUUCCAAGGAGAUGGCAGCUCAGCCCCUUCCUCUCUAUGAUACACCCUACGAGCCAGAGGAGGAGGGGGCCAGUCCAGAAGGUGAGGGGGUACACUGGCCCCGGGAGUCUCGCCUGCCUGAGGAUGAUGAAAGGCCCCCAGAGGAGUAUGACCAGCCAUGGGAGUGGAAGAAAGAACGGAUUUCCAAAGCCUUUGCAGUUGACAUAAAGGUCAUCAAAGACCUGCCUUGGCCUCCGCCUGUGGGACAGCUGGACAGCAGCCCCUCCCUGCCUGAUGGGGACAGGGACAUCUCCGGUCCAGCUUCACCCCUCCCUGAGCCCAGCCUGGAGGACAGCAGCGCUCAGUUUGAAGGACCAGAGAAGAGCUGCCUGUCACCCGGCCGGGAGGAGAAGGGGCGGCUACCUCCCCGACUCUCUGCAGGGAACCCCAAGUCAGCCAAGCCCCUAAGCACGGAGCCCAGCAGCCCCCUGGGGGAGUGGACAGAUCCAGCACUGCCUCUAGAAAACCAGGUCUGGUACCACGGGGCCAUCAGCAGAACAGACGCCGAGAACCUGCUCCGGCUCUGCAAAGAGGCCAGCUACCUGGUGCGCAACAGUGAGACUAGCAAGAAUGACUUCUCCCUCUCCCUCAAGAGCAGUCAGGGCUUCAUGCACAUGAAGCUGUCCCGGACCAAGGAACACAAGUACGUGCUGGGCCAGAAUAGCCCACCCUUCAGCAGUGUCCCUGAAAUCGUGCACCACUAUGCCAGCCGCAAACUGCCCAUUAAGGGAGCUGAACAUAUGUCCCUGCUGUACCCCGUGGCCAUCCGGACUCUGUAGAUGUGAAGCCAGGGACACUAUGAUAGAUCUAGACUCAGCUAUGUCACCUGGCUGAGGGCUAUGAGUCUUCCCCAGGACCUGACGCCACAACCUUUCUUCCCGUACUCUGGGAUAAAGAUUCCUUAAUUUAUUGUAAAGGGAAAGGGAUUCUGGGCCUUGGAGUUGGGGAUAGAGGAAAGUCUGGAGGGAGGGGCCCUCCAGCCUCGUGAGCGUUUAAUAUUGGCAGCUCCUACCCAAGGGCAGAGGUACUGGCCUGCCCCACCAGCCGCUCCCUACGGGGGCAUUGCAUUGCGGGGUGCAGCAGAUACAGCCCCCAACCCGGAGGGGCCAGGCCAGAGUCUAGUGCGGGCCUUUGGGAUAGGCUGGCCCCGAGGGUGGAGACCGCAUGGGGGCUGGGGAGAAGCGGGAGGUCCUGGGCCGCCCCGCCGGGCUCCGGCCCGAGAAUAAAACCCAGAUCCCGCCAGG